Molecule: messenger RNA, 3324 nt
Organism: Aureobasidium vineae
Lineage: Eukaryota; Fungi; Ascomycota; Dothideomycetes; Dothideales; Saccotheciaceae
Source: the annotation of a GenBank genome assembly
AUGAGCGCGCCGUGGCCUGGUCAGACCAAUGGCGUCUACAUGAACCCAUCCAUGUCAUCGCUCUAUGCGAAUCCCAAUUCCUCAAACAUCGACCUCAACUCGUUCGCUCAGAAUGGCAGCAUAAACCCCCAGCAGGCCUUUGGCGCUCCGCAACAGACUUACAACGUCAACUCGGUUGUGCCCUCGAAGCGUCCGCGUCCCUCUGAAGACCAGAUGCAUCACUCGCCGCAUGCCCCGUCACAGUCACUAGACAUGUCGCGAUCGCAAACCCCAAUGCAGGCCGGUGCUCCCUUUGGCGCAUUCAACUCCCAGCAACAGCAGCAACAACAACCCUUCCAAGCUCCACCCACUCCCUACCAACAUCUGCAGCAGAACCCCUCGGCCUCGACCAACGCUACCCCGUCACCGACCAUGCAGCCCCAGCAGUUUCGUCCGCCCCAGCAGCCACCACAGCGCAUGUCGACGGCCUCGCCUGCUACCUUCGCACAGACCAUGUCUCCCGCGCCCCCGACCGCGUCCAACAACAUGAUGCAGCCCGGCACUUUCACUCCGCAGCAGUCGUUCGGCGCAAACUUCAACCCUUCCUCGUCGCAAGCUAUGAACAUGUCUCAGGGCAUCACUUCUGUGCCUCAGAUGCAGCAGCAAUAUCAGCAGAAGCUCUAUCAGCAGCGCCUGCAACAGCAGCAACAGCGCCUGCAGGCCAAUAGUAUGGCUCAGGUGCGCGCCAAUGCUGCUCAGACAGCUGCUGGCUUCAACCCAGCAGCUGCUGCGGCCAAUGCUAGUGUUGGAAGCGCCAAUGGCAUGGGCACCCCUGGACAGCCAUCUGCGCAAUCAAGUCAGCAAAAGCAGGAACAAUGGAUGCGAUCGUUGCAGCAGUUCUGUCAACAGAACAACAGACCUUUCAACCCUCAGCCCCAAGUCUGCGGACGACCACUACCUUUGUACAUUAUUUGGGUCAUUGUCCUGCAACACGGUGGCUCCACUCGCGUUACUCAGUUCCAAGGCUGGCCCACGAUUGCGCAAAAGGUCGGCUUUAACCUUCAACAAUAUCCUACGGCCGCACAAGAAUUGCAACAACUGUUCGAAAAUAACCUCGGCCAAUAUGAGCGCGUCUUCAUGCAAGCUAGAAUGCAGCAACGUCAGCAGCAAGCUUCGUUGCAAGCGCGCCAGUUGGCUGGGCUAGGCACUCCAAAUCCCGCUCAAGGCUCACCAGGCCAUGCAGCAAAAGCCCAGCAACAACAGCAGCAGAUGCAACAGGCUCAGCAACAGCAACAGCAACAGCAACAAGCCCAGCAGCAGCAGCAGCAGCAGCAGCAGCAGCAGCAGCAAGCACAACAAGCGCAGCAAGCGCAACAAGCUCAGCAACAACAACAGUUGCAGUUGCAACAACAACAAAUACAGGCUCAGCAACAGCAACAGCUGCAACAACAACAACAAGCCGCUCGGCAGCAACAGCAGCAGCACUCGACCCCCGUGCCCAUGAUGAAUUCCCAAGCCACACCAAUGCAGCGUCCUACUCCUACACCCGUCAAUGGAAUGGCCACUCCACAGAAUGCCAUGCAGCACUCGGCCUUGAACGAGUUCCGUCGUACAUCGAGUGUUGGUAAGCUCGACUCUGUACCACCACCAGACCAAGAGCUAGCUCGAGUCUCUGCAUCACCAGCAGUCAAGACUCAGUCAGAAGCAGGCGGAACCCCAGGCAUCAAGCGCGAAGCCAGCACUACUGAGUUGAAACACAUUACUGGCCAGGAGACAGAGUAUGAGCCCCAUAGACGUAGCCUGGAUUACUAUGGUGGAUACGACAUCCUCCCAUUAGCCAAGCUUGGUGGUGAGAUUGCUCGCCUGGUUCCCGAUGUGCCUAUGGUUGACGAGAUGGGGCUGAUCGACAUCCGGGCUCUUACCUUGAGUCUUCAGUCUGGCAUCCAUGCUGAAACCCGUCACGCCUUGGAUCAUUUGACGUUGAUCUCGAUAGAACCGCGCAUCAACUUAGAUCUUGACAAGUGCGAAGACUUGACAGACGUGCUUGUUGACUGCGCGGAAGUUCAACUUGACAUCCUUGCCGAUGGCGCUGCCGAAGUCUCGGACGGCCUCGACCUGCCAUCUUAUGAAGAUCUCGUCAAACUGUGUCGCAUUGAGAACGAAUCCUUGCAGGACAUCCCUGCCAUUGGCACUCAGGAGUAUGAAUUGGAUCGUGCUGCUGAUCGCCUCAUUGCCGUCACGACACUGCUGCGGAACCUUUCCUUUAACGAAGCAAAUCACCGCCUUCUAUCAUCCAAUUCUGUUGUCAAUUUUGUCUCAAACGCAAUCCGCUUGCUGGGCACUCGCAACACCUUCCUCCGGACCUCGAGGAACGUCGCAGACUUCUACAAAGAUAUCAUCACGUUCCUCUCUAAUAUCACUGGUGUCCUGGAGUUGCCGAGCCGCGAUGAUGCUCUUCACAUCCUUCAAUUCAUUUUGGCCUUUGCUCCUCAGCCAGCGCCUACAAUCUCCUCCGAUUCUCCGUUACUAUUCAGCCCUUACAUACCUUUGGCGCAACGACAUCUUCCGCUGGCAGUUGACUGUCUUGCAAAACUCUUGGCUCGCCAAGAACCUAAUCGAUCAUUGUACCGCAGCAUUUUCACUUCAUCACAAGCGCUCAACUCGUCCGAGUCUGUGCCACCAGCAGAUUUGCUUACCUCUGCUUUUGCUCUGAGCAUCUCCGUCUUGCCUGAGCGCUCAAAACGAGCUUUCUCCACUACAGUCGAACUCAAGAUGGUGGAAGCCAGGAAGGCUUUGCUGACGCAGGGCAUGUUGGCUGCUGAUAUCUUGGCGUCAAUGGUCCCGACAGCACAAUCGUCCGAGGACAACGACGAGAAGAAUCUUGCUCGCGCGUGGCUUGGGUCUGAUGACCGCUGGCCUGGAGGUCUGUUGCGUAUGGCCUUUGUGCUCUCGGUCGACCGCACUGCACAAGCACACAGGCUACAGCCCGGACACCCACACAUGCCGCCAAUGGAACCAGACAUGCAGAGCUACGGUCUCAUAACACAUCGCGGGCUAGGUAUGUUGGCAAGGUUGGUGGAGAAGGCCGGACUGCCUUCCUUAGAGAAGGCAAGAACGGCCUCUGAAGACGACGAGUCGCGAGAGGAUGGCGCUCGUGGUGAUGACGACGAUGACGAGGAAGACCAAGAUGAGUUUGAUGAACAUUACAAGCCCACACCCAGCUGGAUAGUAAGGUGUAAUCCGGCUCCCCAGCGGGAGACGGUUCUCGGCGCUCUACUGUCGCCAGACGCGGACAAAGUGGCCCUGAAGUUGUUGUGCAAACUUUACGAUAUGGCGGCCGCAUGA